Messenger RNA from Lathyrus oleraceus (garden pea), 735 nucleotides. Its product is annotated as ubiquitin-related modifier 1 homolog 2. The coding region runs from base 207 to 512 and encodes 101 amino acids. Gene Ontology annotation, biological process: tRNA thio-modification. Gene Ontology annotation, cellular component: cytoplasm. The transcript is spliced from 4 exons. The record is from RefSeq and is a predicted model, not a curated record. Lineage: Eukaryota; Viridiplantae; Streptophyta; Magnoliopsida; Fabales; Fabaceae.
UCAACAAAAAUAUCCAUGAAACGACAUCGUUUUCAACCUAUGUUUUUUCCAAAGAAAGACAAACAGAGCAUAAAACCCUAGCUCACCGCGAUCGUGGAAGAUUUCCCUCUCACCGUCGCACCCAAUCGGAGCACACUCUCUGCCGCAGUCACCGUCGCAGAAACACCAUAACUUGCAGAUUUACUCACUAAACUCCAUUAUUCAAGAUGCAGCUGACAAUUGAGUUCGGAGGGGGUUUGGAGCUUCUCUGUGACUCCAAGAAGAUUCACCAUGUUAAUGUUGAAUUUGAACAACAAAAUGAAGAAGACAAGUUAACCAUGAGAGAAUUGCUUUCUUGGGUGCAAACCAACUUGAUUAAGGAGAGACCCGAAAUGUUCAUAAAAGGAGAUACUGUGAGACCUGGAGUUCUCGUCCUUGUGAACGAUUGUGAUUGGGAGCUAAGUGGUCAGCUGAAUACAUCACUGGAAGAGAAAGACGUUGUGGUCUUUAUAUCAACAUUGCAUGGUGGUUAGCAUAUAGGUGAUAAAAUAUUUGAUGAAGUAAUUAUUAUUAUAGUAUAAUAAUGAAUACAAUUGUCGGAGUCAUGGUGAACCUUUCUAAUUAAAAUUUGGCAAUCAAGUUGCUGAGUCAACUUACAAAUGAUAGUAUGUUCUAGUCUAUAGUUUCACUGAUAUCAUAUUUUGCUAUCAUACUUUUAUGGCUUUUGGAGAAAGAUGUAAAAUAAAUUUUAUUGCA